Molecule: messenger RNA, 1440 nt
Organism: Tachysurus fulvidraco (yellow catfish)
Lineage: Eukaryota; Metazoa; Chordata; Actinopteri; Siluriformes; Bagridae
Gene: znhit6
Product: zinc finger HIT-type containing 6
Exons: 10
Coding region: 126-1232 (368 amino acids)
Biological process (GO): maturation of LSU-rRNA from tricistronic rRNA transcript (SSU-rRNA, 5.8S rRNA, LSU-rRNA); snoRNA localization; box C/D snoRNP assembly
Cellular component (GO): pre-snoRNP complex; nucleus
Source: RefSeq, a predicted model, not a curated record
CAUGUCGUAAACUGUCGCUGCGACCCGGAACACGGCAGCCGUCGGCGCACAUGUGGCGGAAGUGAACGCAGCUCUGUACGGUUUACAGUAAAUAACUUGACUAGUGGUGUUUAGUUGGUUAAUAAAUGUGCGACGCGAUGGCGUUGUUACAGAACAAGCUCGACAUGGACGCAGAAGAGGAGCAGAGAGGACAGAAGAGGAAAAUAUCUCUGUCGAGCUGUGACGUUUGUGACGUCCAGGAGGCCAAAUACUGCUGUCCCGGCUGUCUGAAGUGCUCCUGCAGGUCACGACCCCUAACACAACGUCCCAGCGAACACACCACUGACCCAUCAGCAUUUCUUCUGUCGUGUGUGAAGCAGCACAAGCUCCAGUCGGGGUGCAGCGGCGUCCGGGACCGCACCGCCUUCAUCCCUCUGUCUCGCUUCGGCGACCUCCACAUGCUCAGUGAUUACAGGUUUCUGGAGGAGACGGGACGCGUUGCUGAAAGACCCAACAGGGACACAAUGCUACACACUCGAACACGCCACAGUUAUGGUGCGAUGUUGUUGUUGAGGAACGCGAAGGCAGCGAAGGUGAAUCUGAAGAUCCUGCCGAAGUCCUUCAGUCGGCGCAGAGAGAACACGUCCAUCUACAACAAACAGGAGAGGAAGCUGUACUGGCAGCUGAAGCUGGUCUUCCCUCAGAGCAAUGCGGAGUACACCACCAGAGUUCCAGAAGACCGAGUUCUGGGGACGAUCCUGAGCGACUACAUCCACCCGACUGAAUCGGAUCCGGUCAAAAGGCAGAACUUGAAGACGUACGUCGUCUCUCCGCUCGAUCAGAUCGCCGUGUUUAUGAAGUCGGAACAGAGGCAACCAAACUCUCUGAAGUACCAUGAGCUGGACAUGAAGAAAAGCCUCAGAGAGAACCUGAUGUUCAAGACGGUGGUGGAGUUCCCUGAGCUCUACGUGGCUGUUAAAGAACAUCGUGAGGAAUAUCGCACUCGUGUCCCAGACGGAAGAAUCGACUCGUCUCGGCCUCCUGCCUCGUCAGAAGCUCGGGGAGCUCCAGAAAGCCACAAACACACCACUGAAACAGAAAAGGAAACAACGGCACAAUCGGAGCUGGAGGAAGGUGAGGUCCAGAGCGAGGAUGAGGAGGAUAACGGUGUGAAGGAGGAGGAUGCCGAAGGUCAUCUUGGAGACCUCGAUGAUCCUGCUGUCCGGAAUGUGGCGCCUUCUGUUUCGCCUUGAGGCGAAAUAAUGACUUUUAUUAUAGAAGCAGCUUGCAACUCCUCUGAUGUUAAAGCUGGAAGAUGAAGAUAUACGUGUCCCUGUGUACAAGCUGUUACUAUGGAAACGAUACCAGAUUAGGUGUGGUAUGGAAGAGAAUGUUUUAAGAGAAUGUUGUAGAAGCUUGUAAAAGAUGUUUGUAAGAAAUAAACGAUUGUUUUAAUAAAAA